Messenger RNA from Anopheles coustani, 9682 nucleotides. RefSeq lists its product as uncharacterized. The record is from RefSeq and is a predicted model, not a curated record. The coding region runs from base 376 to 9132 and encodes 2918 amino acids. The transcript is spliced from 9 exons. Lineage: Eukaryota; Metazoa; Arthropoda; Insecta; Diptera; Culicidae.
UCGGAUCCCGGACAUCGUGCAAUGGUCGCACCUUCUCGGGUGGUCUACAUUGAGGUAAUCGAGCCACUCUGUGCUGUUGGAGUGCCGCCAUUUUAAAGAAAGGUUUAAAGACACGGCAGAUGAUAGAAUAUGUAAAACUCGGAAUGCCUACCGUGGCAUGUGGUGAAUAGUUGGACUAGAAGCAUCCGGUAUAAAGAAGUGCGACGGCGCUACCAGCAAUAGGAUGAUCGCAUCAAAACUUGCGUUUUCGUACAACGCCGCCAUCUUGGAAUCGUAAUCCUCCACAUUCAUCCCCGUUUUGUGAGGUUAGGUUUCAAUAGCAACUGCUAGUGCCUGUUCUCAACGCGUGUUAUCGAGUGGAUUGCAGAUUUUUCUAUGGUUCACUCGAACAUAUUGGGAGGGCACCCAAAAAGACGUAGUCUUUGCAGCUGCGGCGGAUGUUGCUGGCUGAUCGUGCCCCGGUUGAUUGCUCCCUUUGUCGGUGGUGAGAUAUAUUUCUCGCAAUCCACGAGGUACGGAACCAGUUGCGGUGGUGCCCAAACACCACCAUCACGGUUGCGGAUUUGUCGCUUAAUGCACAGGCAAUUACCCGUAGUAGAUAGUGACAAACUAGGUGUUCAGCAGCAUCAGCGAAAUCGGCGUUUGGUACUCCAAAAGAGGCAACGGCUUUUCCGAGGCAUUCCCUCUGUUUGUGCCUACCGUACCAUAGUUCCAGAUUACUUCCGGAAGCGCCAGCAGCGAAGGGUCGGUCACAAGUGUUCGUUAAAGCGAACGGCAGCUCCUGAGGUAACGCGAAAUUUUGAACGCUCUGUUUCAUCUGAAGAAAUACCAGAAAACAUUGCCGCAAUCCCAAGUAUCGACACAUUUAAGCGAAAUUACAAGGAAUAUUGUACGAUACAGUGGACGAUAGGACUGUGGUUUUCGAUGUUACAGGAACGGCUAGAAGAGUUGGAACAAGGUGCCGACUCAACCAAAGAAAGUGGUUACUACUCUUCCCCAGAACCAACGCACGAUGAGAUGGAGGACAAGAAAAGUGGAGACAAAGGUACUCCGAAAAAGGCCUUCGAAGUGUCCGGUGAAAAAUGUGUUGUUUCGCCAUGUGAAGAUGAGACAACCGCAACGAACGGUUCACUUCCGGGGCAUAAUGAAGAAAAUGAAGUUCCUUUGGAGGACGCGGUGACUACUAACCGCACAACAACCCCCUGCACACCGGUCAAAGAUACUACGAUGGUUGAAGAUGUUGCUGGCGACGGAGCAUUGGAGAAGAUUGUGCCGAUGGGAAUGGUCACACCGAACCGCACCCCGCUUUCCACGCCGGGUAAAGAGAGCCAAAAGGAUGAGAGUCCGAGGCCAUCAUACAGCUUACUGCAUACAUCCAAAAGCGGUAUCCUCGACCCAUCCUACACCUGUGAUAUCGAGCUAGAGCCAUUGGAAAAUAGAAAAUCCUCCAUCGUAGACUCACUGUUGAACAAAUUUAAUCUUUCACCACCAGUCAAGCAGUCGGUGGGGCUACUGUCCGGCAGCUUUGACAGUGGUUGCAGUGAGGGGGAGUCUGGUGGAUCCACACGUCGUUUGUUGCGAGACCGGAAGAAAAUAGCUGCCCGGCCACGCUAUAUCGAAAUUCCGGAAGAGCCAAGAAGGGUACGCGUGUCGAAGGUGUUUGGGCAGCUGCACAAAACGCUCAAUAUCGAUUUGGAGUGCACCAACUCAAAUUCCUCGACCGAGUUCUACGGGUUCGAUGAAGGUGAGGUUGUAAAGCUGGACAAACCGAGUCUGCCCGGACUGCUCCCGACUCCGAUCGUGAAAAAAACGCAACCAUUCGCUCCAUUUCUAUCCUACGGCACUACCAUCAAUGCGACGGAUGACGCCGGCGCGAGCUCGGAAACGCGCAGCGAUCUGUUCCACGAGGAGGGUCUGAUUUCGUUCGGUUCCCUGCCACCACGACUGUCGUGUCCCCAGCGCCCAAACGAUAUGGUACGACCGCGGACCGUCGCCCAGAAGCGUAUCCUGCUGCAGAAGGAGAACGACGUGCGCUAUCACAUGAUCGACAAUGAGUCGAAAAUCUUUCACUUUCUCGAGAAGCGUACCAAAAACAUUGACGUUGCGCUCGACUUUCAGCGCAUGAAGGAACUGCAAGAUCAGCCGAUACCGUUCACGCGCGACACUUGGCGGGCUCUUUCUUGGUUGCGCACAGAAAAAGGCCGGUACUAUUUUCAGACGUUUCACAUCGAUAAUCGGACGGUCAAGUUAGCUGGAUGCCAGGGAAAUCAUCCGCACCGGCGGCUCACACGGAAGUCCACUUUCUCCAGCCCGGUCGUGGCGUCGGGCGGGUGUCGCAUUCACUACAUCACCAAUUGUCGAUGCCCAGAAUAUCCGGAAAACAUAGUUUUGGAUAUUCCGCAACUGACGUCUUCGGAACAGCAGCGCACUGGUGGCAGCCAUGUGAAAAGUUCAUCCCAUAGCCAAAGACCAAAACUCCUCCCAGACGGUCUAUUCCCCCCGGUAGGAGACUAUCGGACGCAUCGGUCCUAUCCACAUUUAAAACCUGGGCCGCUGUCAUCAAAGUGCUUACAAGUCGAUACGCUCGAUGAUCCUUACCUUGGACCGCGAGAAAUCUUCCAAAUGCCUCCAGUAGAGCUAGAGGUGUUCCCAAAAAUCAACCGGCCCCUUGAUGGGUACGUUAAGCCAUAUCUCAAAAUGAUACUGCCCCACAAGGGUAUUACGGAGAAUUGGGCCCGGUUUGCCGUGUCUACUUUGCGUCCCCCAAUGGCGUCGGAUGGGGUUUCGAUAGGAAAGCACCACACCGGCGAAGAACGAUCGUUCGUUUUUCAACUUCCGUACGAAAAUAAUCAGCGGAGAAUGCUCAUACGCCGGCGGCUCAUCGUGCGUCCCGGCACCACCGUUUCCUCAGUGGUGGAUAUGGAUAUCGAAAAAUUUGAGAAGCUAAUGCAAGAAAAGCUCAUAUUCCGUAAGUCCAUUGACCAUGCCGUUGAGGCGCACGAGGACGUUGACGCAGAUGAACGGAUCUGCGCGGAUAUUCUUAGCGAGAUGACGGAUUCGGUGGCAAUCGCCCUUGCAGAAGACAUAUUUCAGAGGGACGAUCCAGAUGUUGACUACACGAAGGAAGAAACACCGCUGGACCAGGAGGAAGUGGUCCAUUCGAAACCAGUCGCCAUGGCACUGGCAGCAAAGAGCGAAAGAACAACGCCGAUACCAACACCACCUCCUCUAUCCAGUGCAGGAGCUAGCUCACAAAUCUCUUCAGCUCCAACUGAACCUCCAAAGGAUACUUCGGCUGGUUCGGUUGCAAAUCAACCAUCCGUUUCGUCAGAAUGCAGCAAAACCAACGAUCCGGCCAAGUUGAAACUACUCCGAGAGAUGAAACGACUUAACGCGACUAUCAUCGAGGGCCCAAGUCAGCCAAAGGUAACUAUAGGCGAGGCAGCUCCCCAGCGACAGCAGUGCGAUCCGCAGUACUGUGCUCACGGUUGCAUUUGUGAUGUUCUGUCCGGAUCGGACAUGUGUGUGAUUGUCAGUAGACUGCGAAAACAGCGCUGUCGGCAGAUCGACUGUAUUUUUGGUUGCAAAUGUGGCUAUGAGCAGAAACAAGCUGUCAACUACACCAAGACGGAAGCAAAAUCCGAGGACAAAUCCGCACUCUUCAAUGCCGAUAUGAAACAUCUACACGAGGAAGUUACGGAGCGUUUGGCCAAGGAAGAACGCCAGUUCACCUCCACCGUAAUCGUGACGGGUGAUGCGACCGUUGUGGUGCCCAAUUCCGAAUCGGAAACCCGUCGGCAGAAGAAGAUGCCCGUCAAGUUCAACGACUAUUAUGACGAUCAAAGUUUUCAAUGCCUACUCAAGGGUGGUACGGCCGUGGAACCAAUGAGCUUCGUAACCAGUGAACCGCCCGCCAAUGUAAAACCGCUGACUCCGGCAGAACGGAUGCGCCAUGCACACGUUGUGUUGAAUCGGAUUCCGGAACUGGCGAACCUCGAACCAUGGUGCAUGGUGCAUGAGCUGUAUCGGUGCUUUUGUGGCGGCACGGCCACCCAAGGGAAACCGUUUUCAUUCACUGAGGAUAACUACAUCGCACUAUCGGCCUCGAAAGCGUCUGCCACUGGAGAAGCAGCAAGCGGCGUUUCAUCUAAAGCUGUGAAUGGAACGCCACUUCCUGUAACAGCGAGUCGGAUGAUGAAAGCGGUUACUCCGACACUAGCCAGCAGUAAAACGACCAACAACAGUAAGGUGCAACCGUUAGAGGAAUAUCCGCCAGAAGUGUUGUACGAAACACGACGGAAACGUUUGUAUUCAUUCGAGAAGCCUUACACCGAAACAGAGCACCAGCGUGGUGAAUCGGUCGGCGGAAGGAUGUCAAGGGCCACCGGCAACAACAGUGGAGAUGGAACAUUUACGUUGCCAUUGCCGCGUCGCCGAGAGCGUGACAGCUCGGAAGAGUCGUACAAACCACCAUCGGAGAAGAAAUCUUCGAAGGCUAAGAAAGCGAAAUUCGCCACCGAGGGUCGUCGCGCUUCGGUCGCAGUGCGACGACGGGACUCAGUGGUCACGAGUCGCCUGACGUUACCGAAGCGGCGCGCGUCGAUUGCCGCCCGAGAGAAGGCUUCGUUCUUUGCGUAUCAAGAUGAGGAACCAUUGCCACCACCACCAUCAGUGCCACUCAAGGCGCUACGCCGGAGCGAGUCAUCGAUGGUCGCUCCGAAGACUCCGGCCGAUGUGCAGUACACGGUGGUGUCUCAGCCGACGAAAAACUCCACCGGUAAGGCUGGUAUCUCAAAUAUCAUCAUCAAGCGCAUUCCACCAGUACCGCUUCAAUCAUCGCAACCGAAGGCUGUGCAAAAAGAAACGACUUUAUUGGUUGGGGGAAAGGAACGUCCGUUCCGAAUGACGGUGAAUGAGUUGAGAAGAAUCAUUCAACAGGAACACGCCAGCGCCCAAAAAACGAAGGCCACUAAGGGUGCAGAACAACUGAGUGGUAGACCGAUGGCAGAGUUCUGCUACAUAGAUCUGGUUGAUAGCGAGGAAAAUAUCGACCGAGUUGUUCAGCUGCACCUCAACAACCUCACCGAUGGUACGAAGAAGCUUGUAAUCUGUGGCAAUAAGCGAACGUACGUCGAAAACGGGGAGUUUCGUGACGGAAGACCACCGGCACGAACCAUUCCCUUUAACGAUCGCACCACUUACAUCGUUCAGAUACCGCAAGAACAACAAUCGCAGCCGAUACCUGAGAAUGACCGGUCAGUGCCAAAGCUCGCACCAUCUAUGGUUCGUUCGAAGCCAACAAAUCAACCUUCGCCCGCUGUUGCCGCGGCAUCAAAACCCCCUUCAACGUCAUCCAGCACCAGCACCUCUACGAAGUUGCCGGCUCCGCCGCCGCCGCAGCUUACAGAAACAGCAUUGUAUAAACAGGCUAUGAAUCAGGCAGAUCGUGAGCUUGUCAAGCUUAUGCGGCACAUCAACGAGCUGAUCGGGAAGGAUAAACUGAAUGUGACAUAUCCAGCGAAGCAUGGAAUCAUGUACAUCUGUCGCUGGAAGGUUUUUCUGCGCGCCUUUGUGCUUAGUCAAAUCGACGUGCUCGAUGUGGUGCUGAAGAACGGUGUCGAGCUGACAUUGGUGCGUGGAGAUGCGGAACAAUCCUGGCGUAUGCCGCCGGAGACUGUGCAGACGACACUGAGUGCUCGCCGGUCCAGUUGCACCGGCUUUGCUAACUCCUCCGCCGACGAGCCCAACCAGCAUCCCCGGCCCUCGCUGUUGUUGCAGAUGCUGAUCCAGCGCGUGGAUAAUGUGAAAACAAACCAACUGGCGCUGGUCCUUUAUGGGAGCGAAUCGUACUGGCACUUUUGUGGCUUCAUCAAGACGGGCCCAGGUAGGCCGUACUUGACCAACAACAACAUUCUACUCCAACCGUCCACUCAGGCGAAGGAAAUCGUUAAGGCACGUUUACGGGAGUACUACCGAAGGUCGAUGGCGGCGACGACAAACAAGCCAAAUCAAGAGGGCGCCGUGACCCAGGCAGUGGGUAAACAAAUUGUCCACGGAGAAGGAAGAAGUGCUGGAUCAAGUUCUCCCCCGGAGGUAUCGAACCUGGAAAUCGUGAAACGGGUGCAUCUGUGCACGAUUUACCUUGAACGUUUGCUGAUUGAUAUCGCACGGACGAGGACGCCCAAAGACAGUGUCUAUCCGCGCUGGAUGAGCAUAACGAUCGCACGUGACUUUAGCAACCUACUUAUCCCAAGCCUUAACUGUAACGUGUCGUACGGGCGGCUUCUAAAUCUGAUGAAGAAGGCAAAUGAUACACAGAAGCCGAUCGUAUUUCCCUUUCCGGAAGUGCCGAUUGCUCCCUCUGGCGGAGGAAAGCAAAUGUUCCGACCGUCUAUUUUCUGCCUACCGAAGCAAGAGGGUAUGAUAUUCAUAGGUCCGUUUCCCGAAACCGAUAUCAAACUCGAUGUGAUACUGUGCCAGAUGGUGGACGGGAAAAUGUACACUCGUGAAGAGUUUCAACGGAUGAACUCUAUCGAUGUGGCUGGGAAAAAACGGACACAGGGUACCUGGCUCCAAACCCAUCGACCAGAAGUGCACAUACAAAUAGCUGCCAAUGCAACACCGAGUAGCCAAGGUUCCGGGAUUCCUGAACAAGUGCGUCAGCGGUCGCUGCUUAAGCGCAACGUUAGCCACGGUCUUCAGCAGGUGAACACUGAUUGCAUCGUGGUUCUUGACGACGAUGAGGAGGAAGCGGAGCAAGCGAAUGGAAAUGGGGAUGAUGUGGUUGAAGAAAGUGACCUGGUGGACAAUGCCGAGGAUGCUUUCCCGGGAAGAACGACGAAACAGCCGCACACUAAUGCAACAACGAUGGAGGAUGUGAACAAAGCGGAAGAUAUGGUCUCUCGCAUCCGCACCCAACUGUUAACAUUGAACAGUAACCAGAAGAUAGCUGGUAGAAGGGCAUCCGUAUUCGUAUCCUCCGAGAAACGUUCAACGCAAAAUGUGUCCGAGUCCGACCAACAGCGGCAGAACCUAAUGCGAUUGGUUGAGAAGACGAUGGAGCAAACGAAAGAGGAGAAGAGAAAACUAGCGUCGUUGGUAAAGAGCACCCUAGCGUCACCAGCACAACCACUUCAACGUAAACCGUCCCUCGUGGGAGACGCAGCUGUGACAAUUGGCAACAAGCGUAAAUCGAUUGAUUGUAGUAGGGAAGAACCUGCAGACAGUCAGGUUAAGAUAAUGCGCCGCUCUGCACCGAUGACUGUCGAAGAUAAACCCACCACUACUACUACUACCGCCAACACAGUUAGCAGUCCGAGUAUGGGCACCCGUCUGCCGCAUCGAUCUAAUCCCAUACGAAUAUCCCUGCCGAAUCAGGUUUUCAGCAGUCAGGGUCAAUCAAGUAAAGUCCAAAUCUUCGCUAAACCGAUGGCACAAACUACGGCGAAUGGUAAAUGGGUACCCCUUGCCAACGGACUCCGCAACUCAACUCCGACAGGGUUGGGGAAAGUUUCACCUGCGCUUGGCAAUGGAACGCUAACUGUAAAGCCACUGGAAAAGCUCCUACCGUCCUCCAAGGUCAACGCGGAGAAGAAGCGCAAGGAGGAGGAGGAGGAGGAUGUAGUUUGCCUCGAUGAUGAAGACGAAGAUAGUCCACCGACGAUCACCACCUCUCAGCAGUCUCUGCCAGCGACAGAAACCACUGGUGACAACGAACGGACGAUCCUCAGUGACGAGCAGAUUGCGUUGUUCAGUAGUAAGCUGGAUUUAAGCAAAACCUGUAAGGCCUAUCGAUACAAUGCGGCCACCCGCGUGCUGACGAUGAAGCGUUCGCUCAUAAACAAGUUUGCCCAGCAAGAUCCGGAUUUGCUGAGAGAUACGAUUGCCGCGCUCGGCUCCAAAGUUGGUAAUACGACAACGACGGCGACGAAAAGGGUUACGGCGACGGCGACGGCGCCGUUGGAACAAGAAGCAACGAUACCAAGCACUAUGAUGGCUACUCCAACUACAACGGCGGAAUUGGUACCAACCAAUCCAAAAGCCAUGUCAUCUGUGAUGAAAAUGACUCAAACAACCACAUCAACAUCGGUCAGCAUGAACUCUCCAAAAGCCUCGACCGCUACAACUGCGCCAAUGGCACCUCCGGAAGCCACGACUAGUGUGACUAGAACAGCGUCAACCAAACUCACAUCAACAAUCACACCAUCCGUACAACAAGCUACAAGCGCAUCGCUAGCAACGACCUCACGUAGAAUGUCCCUACCGCGAACGAAAGUAGUACCACGUGUACCGGCUACACCUUCCCCAGGACCGGGUGACCCAACCCAGACGAAUGCGAAUGGCGAUCAGUCUUCAUCCGGUGGUGGUGGUGGUAGUGGUCAGCCACAGAAGCCUCCGUACGUUAUUCUCACCCCCGCGAUGGAGGCCGCCCGGCUUAAAAAUCCGCACCGACGGGGCGUACUGGAAUCAAAGAUCCCGAAACUCGGUCUGGUGGAGGUCAUAAGGCUCGAGCAUGAAGUGAUCGUACUUGUAAAAGAGCUCACCGGCGGUGGGCAGCAUAUCGCCGUGGUCAACCUGGAGGAAGCUGUCACGUUGUUGAACAGGUUUAUCCAGUUCAAUACAUACACGUUCAAACCGUACAAUCUUGCCAUCCAGUGGGAGUUUAAGGAAAGGUCCAAACCGCUAGCACCACAUGAGGACCUGACGAAGAUCAUCAACCAGCGUUGUGUUGUCACGCGGUAUGGGCUUAUCGAUACUUCCAAGGCAGACCAGAUGAAGUACAUGGAAAUAACCCUUCCCGACCUGUACGACGAGCUGAUGGUCACCGCUUUAGCAAUGCAGAGCAUACCGAAGAAAAAGUAUGAAGAGCAGCGAUAUUACGAGGAUGUGGAAAAAGUUUUCAACCAGAGUGCCGUGUUUAUCGAAGAACUAAAAUCGACCAACCGUGCGCUGCUGUUGGAGAAGAAAGAACUAUCCGUGCGGGUGAGGGAAAAUCAGACAAAGUUGAAACGGCUCAGCAGAGGACUUCCACCUGGACGGAAUAACGGAGCUCUCGCAGCUACUCGCACUUCGAGCCCAGCGGUGAUAUCGCCGAACAAUCGUGAGUCUGUGAUCGUGAUCGAUGAUGACUAAUACCCCGGAUCAAUCGGGAAAUUAGUGGUGUUGACUGAGGAGUAUAACUAAAGAAGAAGUUGUUUUACCAAACCAAUUUUAAAUUUAUGUUGCCACAAUCGGGACAAAAAAGCGGCACUGGUAAACUAGGGGAAGGUUAAAGUUUUCGUUUUUAUGUGUAGGCUGGAUUUAGCUGGACAAGCUGCACGAAGGCGUCCGCGUAAUGUAAAGUAUUGAACUUUUACACAUGAUUAGUAAAGGUUGUAUGUUGAGUUUUCUAGUUUUUGCAAGAAAAAUGGAAUUGAUCUACCAUUCUUUUCCGAACGAACACUAUAAACUCGCACUGAUGUAAACCUGUCGAAUUACGCAUCCCGUAUGCUUUAUGGUGAUUAUCAUUUAUGUUGAAUAAGAAUUCAUUAAACACAUGCCAUUUAAACUUUAUACUUAAUGUCUUCGAAAAAUGAAUGAAUUGAUGGUGCAAUGAAAAACAAAACACAACAUUUUUGUUUCAAUUAAUUUAUGCCGAAAAUCGGAAUCAUGCGACAACAGAGACCCACCCCCCUGUGCAAAG